AUGGAAAAAUUUGUACCACAAAGGAAGCUUGUACCGCAAUGUGGAAACAAAAAGAAAACAGCUACAAAUGGGUUACAAUUUAGAGACCAAGAAAUUCAAACCUCGCAACAAAGAGUCAAAGCACUUAUGUUGCUAAAAGAAAGAUGGGAAGAAAUUGAAAUACUUUUAAAAAGAAGAAAUAAUUUAAAUUUAUUCAAUUUCGUGAUGUCACCACUUGUUAUUCUGUUUGGAAUAGCGUUUCUUUAUAUUUUCUGGAAAAAAGAUAUCAGCGAUACGUGGAGUUUUGGCUCUUUUAAAUCUCCUUGGCCAAGAGUGAAACGAAAUAAGGAUACCGUUACUUCGUUGGUUGGAGCUGUUAAAAAUAUUACACUUCCAUCUGAUAAAGUACUCAUGCCUGCGAUGUUACCGAUACCUGAUGAACUCAUAAAUGAUGAGCUAGUUGGAAAGUGUAAAAAUUAUUUAAGGUUUUUAGAUCGUAUCGAAUAUCUUAUUAACGCUGAAAAGACAAAUGUUGAGAAAAUGUUGAAUUGUACUAUAGAACCUCCUAUAUCUUCUGAUCAUAUGAAGAUGAUUAUAUAUACUUUGAAAUUUAUAUUUAUAAAACCUACAAUAGAAGUAGUUAUAGCAAUUUUGACAUAUUAUUACGUUUUUUCGAAAAGACUAUAUUUAAUUGAUGAUAAUAAUGUUACUCUAGAUGAUUAUGGUAGAGUAAUUUUCUUUGGAAAUAAGGAUAUUGUGGAAGAAUAUAAAGUAAGAAUUUAUGGAAAUAAGAAAAGUAGAAGGAAGAAAUACGGAACAAUCAAAUUAAUAGGAGAUGGAUUAAGUGAAUUUAAAAAACGGCUUGAUUCUUCACCUUAUUUCUAUAUUAUUAUAGCUUAUUUACUUUUAUUUUACGCGCCCUAUUCAUUUGUAACCUUUUUGGGUUAUAUGAUCAUUAAGAUUCUACCAAAUGAAGAAACUAAUACGAGCACGAGUUCUCAUGACAAACCUCAACUCGAAGAUGAUACAGAAGAAAAAGAUAUAAAAAACCUGGCCGAAAUACUUAAAUUUGGUAAUCCAAUGAAUAUUGCUGAAAAAUAUGUUAUUUAUACAUCUAUAAUAGUUCUUAGAAUGAAAACAGGAUAUCAAUUUAAAAUAGAAUCUAUAGAAAUAACUGAAAAGCAAAGAAAUGAGCUUAGGAGCCUUUUGUGUGGAUUAGUUCAAUAUUCGUAUAUAGAGGAAAUGUGUUAG
Dentiscutata erythropus is the source of this 1230-nucleotide messenger RNA. The record is from the annotation of a GenBank genome assembly. Lineage: Eukaryota; Fungi; Glomeromycota; Glomeromycetes; Diversisporales; Gigasporaceae.